ACAAUUGAACAAAAUCAAAAAAUGAUGCCAAAGGAAUUUGGAAGGCAUCCUAUUAAUAUCCAAAAAUACUACUCUGCUUUUAAAGCAGAAGAUUGGUAUAACUGGAUAGUUUUAUAUUCAAUUUCACUUCUUUAUGACUAUUUACCUGAGAGAUAUAUAAAUGGGUGGGCAAAAUUUGUUAAAGCAACUCAACUUUGCCUUAAACCAAAAAUCUUUAGUAUUUUUCAAGAAGAAACUAAAAUUCUACCUCUGGAACGUGCUUUUAAUUUUUCAACAACUGAAGAGGAAUUACAUUCACCAUCUCAAAAGUAUAAUAUGAUAAAGACAGAAGUUCGAAAGGUUAAGCAAUACUAUGCAACUGCAUUAGAUUUAAUGAUGAAUGAAGUAAGUAAAAUUAUUGAACAUAUUCAAAAAUAUGGCAAGCCGAGAACUAAAUCUGAAGCACUAAUUAGCUCAAAACUAGUUAACCGUAAAGGUGAUAUUGCUCGCAAUAACUAUUCAAUUGCUGCAAAGCUUUUAGUUAACAAAAAUGCACACCUACUAAAAGCACAUUAUGACUUUAAAGAGCACGAGUUUUAUG
Messenger RNA from Funneliformis geosporum, 580 nucleotides. NCBI's taxonomy places the organism in Eukaryota, Fungi, Glomeromycota, Glomeromycetes, Glomerales, Glomeraceae. The record is from the annotation of a GenBank genome assembly.